GAGAGCCCUAAUAUUCCGCAUUUCAGUGGCGGUCUACUCUACCUCCUCUCUCAGUGUCGCACGGUGAACUCGCUCUGCUCAAGAUUGUAGACAGGAAGCAGGAAAGAACCAGAAAAUGUAUCUGAAGUCGCAUUUGUCAUGGAAUGUAGUAAUUCAUGCUGAGAACCUUGAUGCCAAAGGUUUGAUGCUUCAGAAGGCAAUUAUUAUUCGCCUCCUAGAUGACUUUGCUGCCAAGAAGGCCACAAAGGCCCUUGGCUACUAUCUUGCUGUGACCACAUUGGACAAGGUUGGAGAAGGCAAGGUCAGAGAGAACACGGGGGAUGUACUCUUUCCUGUAGAAUUCAACUGCAUCUCAUUCAAGAUAUUCCGAGGAGAGAUUCUGGAAGGUGUUGUUCACAAAAUUCUGAAACAUGGUGUCUUCCUGAGAUGUGGACCCAUUGAGCAUAUAUAUCUCUCCCACCAAAAGAUGUCCGAUUAUCGUUAUGUACCAGGAGAAAACCCCAUCUUCAUGAACGAUAAGAUGUCAAAGAUCGAGAAAGAAACUGUAGUGCGUUUCAUCGUGAUUGGGGAGAAGUACGUAGAGGCUGAGAAGGAAUUCCAGGCCGUCGUCAGCUUGGAGGGUGAUUACCUCGGCCCCGUUUCCCAGAACUCCGUUUGAUUCCAGCCUGUAUGACUUUAGUGCUUAUGCUAUGUGUAGACUCUUACUUUCAACAUUAACCUGUCUGCUGUGUAAAGAAAGCUACUUGACUUUGCAAAACUAUGCAUACCUGUAGCCCUGUGUGGGAUAUUAUGAUGCUGACUUAGAUGCUGCUGUUUGUGGACACCCUUUUAGGGAGCUUAUCUUUGUGGCCAGAA
Molecule: messenger RNA, 855 nt
Organism: Ipomoea triloba (trilobed morning glory)
Lineage: Eukaryota; Viridiplantae; Streptophyta; Magnoliopsida; Solanales; Convolvulaceae
Product: DNA-directed RNA polymerase V subunit 7-like
Exons: 2
Coding region: 116-658 (180 amino acids)
Biological process (GO): DNA-templated transcription; DNA-templated transcription initiation
Molecular function (GO): single-stranded RNA binding; single-stranded DNA binding
Source: RefSeq, a predicted model, not a curated record